Molecule: messenger RNA, 1063 nt
Organism: Eleginops maclovinus (Patagonian blennie)
Lineage: Eukaryota; Metazoa; Chordata; Actinopteri; Perciformes; Eleginopidae
Product: protein STIP1 homolog
Exons: 5
Coding region: 604-942 (112 amino acids)
Molecular function (GO): Hsp90 protein binding
Source: RefSeq, a predicted model, not a curated record
UAGGUUAGUGAUUACAGACAAACUGCAUCUCGUUAAGUAAGCUGUAAAAAUGGUACUAUGUAAAUGCAAGUAAUUUUACCAUUAUUUUAACAGCAAUCGGUAGUUGCUGUCAUUCCUGAUUUAUCAGAGUAACUCGAAGUAUGCCGUCAACUCAAGAUGCUGAAAUGAACUGCUUUUUUAUUUCUUAACAGCUCAUUACUUUUGGUUGAACAAUUUUACCUAAACGCAUCAUCAGUCAGUUCAGGUUGGGCACCAAUAAGGUGCUGCACGUGGGCGAGGUGCCCCUUUUCCUCUCCAGCCUGAGCCCUUACAAAGUCUAUGCACGCCAACGACCUCGCUCAGAAAUCCGCUAUGGCAACAGGAGGAAAAACGUCAAGAAAAAAAGGAAAAGAUUUGACAACAUGGCGCACUUUCCUGGGAAAAGUUUCUCCUGAAGGCAACACUGCUCAGUCUUCGUGGAUUUUCCUCGGAGUUUAGCGACUAAAACGUGGACCUUUUUUUUGCUAACUUUUGAUAAGCACCUUAAACCAAAUAAAAAGACAAGAAGGAGUGUGAUGGGAUGAGAGCGAUAACCCGUGGCACAAACCAAAGCAGUCAGACAGGAUGGAGAAGCAAGCGAAUCUGAAAGAAAAGUUUUCCAUCUUCGGUUCUCGGACAGCGGGCAGACCUAUCCGAUGUGUUUCUGGAGACGAUGGUGCCAGAUGUGGGCUCAGCAAAGCAGAGUUCAUGGAGAAAGUGCAGCAGAGCAACGAGGCGUGUCAGCGAGGUGACUUUCAGGCGGCCGUCCACUUGUACACCAACACCUUGGAGGCUGACCCACAGAACUGCAUCCUGUACAGUAACCGCUCAGCAGCCCGUCUCAAACUGGGACAGAACCAGGCGGCGCUGGAGGACGCUGAAAAAGCCUGCGAGCUCAAUCCCAAGUGGCCCAAGGGACUAUAGCUGCAGCACUAACCCCUCUCGCUGAUGCUGCCAUGAUGCAAGAAAAAUGUCAGAGUUGAUCAGAAAAUAAAGUUCUUUGUCUCGUAUCCUAAACAUGUCACUGUAUUGACCUUUAAAAUAC